CACCCGGUGAUUAUAUUAUGUUGUUUAUCAGUUAAAUGAUGAAUUCUUGAUACACUUCUACUUCAUUGCAUUUUAACCUUUCAUUUUUCAGUUAAGUGUUUUAUAUAGUUUAUGCAUUUAGCGAAAGAAAAGUAAGAUGGUAUAAUAUUGGAAGUAAGCCAGUGUCUGUUUUACUAUACAGUGCUGUGUAUUAUGGCGAUAACACCUGCUGGUGCAUCUGCUGUCUUUAGGGCGGCAUUUUUGAUUUUAACUUUCGCUCUGAUCUUGCUUGUUGUUGGAUUUGUUACCCCAAACUGGACGGAAGUAACACUCGGAGACCUUUUAACAUCUAGGACAGGACUAUGGAAAACGUGCACGGAAGUGGCUGGAGCAGGAGAAAAUUGUGGAGGGAGUAUUUACGAAGGAGAAGGCUGGUAUGUAGCUGUACAAACAUUUGAAGCCUUGGGUCUGGCAUGUUUUAUACUCGUUCUAAUAAUAUCUGUUGUGCUGUUGGUGGCGGUAUCUAACCAGCGACUAGCUAGGGUUAAUAUCUACACUAGUGUGUUCGCAGACAUAUUUAUAAUUACCGGUACUGCAACGCACACUUAUAGAACUGAGUUGAAAUACAUCGGAUAUUCUUGCUGGAUGUCUUGGUUUUCCGCAGUAGCUCUAGUUGUCGCAAUCAUUCUUCUUGUGUAUGCGCGUAAAAAGUCAUACAGGAGACAAAUGUCCCUCACACAUGCGGACGUUAUUUUCGAGGAAAGGCAUGGUUACCAUAGUUACCCGAUGCAGGAGUUGUCUCCUAAAAGUAAACGUGCGAAUCCGCCGCUGUUAAUGCACCAUGCGGGCCAUUACAAUCAGGGACAUGCAGAGAGCCCACCAUUAUCUGUAAAGAGUGCAGUUAAAUAACUUUUAAUUCAAGUUCUCUGCUAAGCCAGGGGACACAGAACUACACGAGGAUAUUGUUGUUGUUGUUGUUGCAUUUUAAGUUUAGUGGCGAGGUGGGUUGACAAUAAGGUUAAAGUUGUGCUUCAAUGCGUUACCUAUAAAACAUCACGAAACAAAUGAUCUAUUGACUUACAGUUGGUAAGUGAUUUGGUCCCACAGCGUUCUCAUUGGAAUGCAUGAUAUUGCAGUUGGAUGGAUUGGAUACAAGCGUGUCGUUACAUUCUUUAAAAUACUUGUAUAAGGUGAAAACUUGAUAAUUUGAUUUUGUUGACAAACAAUAACUUCCAAUAUCAUAAUAAUGAAAACGGUCAAACAAGUGAAAAUGAUAUUACCUUAAUCCUAUAAAAAAACCCAUGUAAAUCAAUGUUAUCAUGAACGUGCAGCCACUGUUAUUGGAAUAUAACAUUAUGGGAUAAAGUCAAAUUAGUGUGUCUAUAGUUGUUACACUUCUGUCGAAAAUAUUAGUAACUAUUAAAUAGUUGUAUUUAUUUUCGUAAAAUAGUACUUGUUAUGUAAGUAAAAUGAAUACACUGACACACACAAUUAAGGAUUGUCUUUACGCUUAGUUUAUUUUCUUCUGAACCGCUGCUAUUAUCUGUGUUACGUGCAUGUUGAGCCGACAACAAUAUAUAUUUCAAAAGUCAUCGCAAAUUGGAAAAUAUCUGACUAUAUUAAGUUACCAAACGCGUUGAAAUAUAUUUCGCAUUCAAGUUUAGUUUCGUAGCAGUGAAAAAUAAACAAGAUAUUUUAACUGAAAACAUCGAUUUUAUUUUACUGAUAUGUUCCAGUAUUUCAGGGAAAAGCAUAAAAUGAGUAAUGUUAUAUGUACCAUAUAUACAUCAUAUUUGAAAACAAGAAAACAAAACAAAAACGUUUCAAUAUUUACCAUGAAAAUUGACAUUACAAUGAAAUGACUUAUCACUAUUUGUUACCAUACAUUUAUUUCAUUGUCCCUUUUAACGUGUGUCAUACAGGUGUAUAUAUAAAUGCAAGGUUGUGUCACUGACUGAUCUCACUUCAUCUACAUUGCUUUUUAUGACUGACUGUGCCACACUGUUGUAGACAGUGAGAAGUAACUAGUCGUUAUUGUGUAACAAUAUAACGAUUAUUAUUUCUUGUUCUAGAAAUACUAUCUUCUUAAGAACAUUCAUUCCUUUUUCUGCAAUAUGCUAUUAAAACGAAAUUUUCCAUUG
Mercenaria mercenaria is the source of this 2120-nucleotide messenger RNA. RefSeq lists its product as uncharacterized. Gene Ontology annotation, cellular component: plasma membrane. The coding region runs from base 193 to 888 and encodes 231 amino acids. The record is from RefSeq and is a predicted model, not a curated record. NCBI's taxonomy places the organism in Eukaryota, Metazoa, Mollusca, Bivalvia, Venerida, Veneridae. The transcript is spliced from 3 exons.